UGCAAAAAAAAUCUAUCGUAUUGAGAAUUUCAUUUCCUAGGACUUUAAAAGUCCAAAAGAAAACCAAAUUCCAAUCUCUCUCUCCGGUCGGAGUAAUUUCCCGGAAAAGUCAAAACUUUCCUGCCAAAUUCUCCGACCAACUACGAUUACUCCAUUUUCCCGAGAAAAUUAAAAAAAAAAAAAAAUCUCAACGAAUCUUCUUCGAUUUUUGUUUUUCUCUUUUUGGUAAAAUCGAAUCUUCUAUUGUUUAUUCAUUAUCAUCUAUUUCAACUCUGACUUGAAACAACUUUUCUAAGAAUUUAGCUGUGGUAUUUUUGAAGUUGAAGAUGGCCAGCCAUGGUGUAGGUGGUGGUCCUUCAAGACGAAGCAUGUCGUUGAAUGCCAUGCCGAACAAGAAGAAACAACCGUUGGAGAAUGGAUCCAAUGAGGGUUCGCGAAAGUCUUUAUCAGCUUCUUCGCGUACUGCUUCUUUGGGGCUAACUGUAGAGCGUACUGUGAAACGACUGCGGCUGUCAAAAGCCCUAACAGUACCCGAAAAUACAACUCUUCUUGAGGCUUGCCAUCGGAUGGCUGCUCGUAGAGUUGAUGCUUUGUUGCUAACCGACUCCAAUGCAUUACUUUGUGGAAUCCUUACAGACAAGGAUAUAACAACUAGGGUUAUUGCCCAUGAGCUUAACCUUGAGGACACACCUGUUUCCAAAGUAAUGACAAGGAACCCAUUAUUUGUUCUUUCUGACGCUCUUGCUGUGGAAGCCCUCCAGAAGAUGGUGCAAGGGAAAUUCAGACAUUUGCCUGUGGUAGAGAAUGGGGAGGUCAUUGCUUUACUUGAUAUAGCAAAGUGUUUAUAUGAUGCUAUUGCUCGUCUGGAAAGGGCAGCUGAAAAGGGAAAGGCUAUUGUUGCAGCUGUUGAAGGUGUUGAAAAACAUUGGGGGACAUCUUCUGGUUCCAAUACCUUCAUAGAGACACUUCGAGAGCGGAUGUUUAGGCCGUCUUUGUCGACCAUCAUUCCAGAGAAUUCAAAGAUUGCAACAGUUUCCCCAACAGAAACAGUUUUAGUGGCAACUAAGAAGAUGCUUGAAUUUCGAACAAGCUCUGCAGUUGUGACAAUUGAUGACAAACCACGGGGAAUUAUAACUUCAAGGGAUAUCUUGAUGCGGGUAACAGCACAAAAUCUUCCUCCACAGUCCACUUUAGUGGAGAAGGUCAUGACUCCAAAUCCAGAAUGUGCAACAAUAGAUACAUCAAUUGUUGAUGCACUGCAUACAAUGCAUGAUGGGAAGUUUUUGCAUAUUCCUGUUGUAGAUAGAGAUGGAAAAGUAGUUGCUGUAGUGGAUGUACUACAGAUCACUCAUGCUGCUGUAUCCACAGUAAGUCAAGUUGGGGGUACUGCUGGCAUAAGUACUGAAGCAACAAACAGUAUGAUGCAAAAGUUCUGGGAUUCUGCCAUGGUCUUAACCUCUAAUGAGGAUGAAGAAGAUGCACGAAGUCUCAGUGAAGGUUCCUUAAAGUUGGCUUCAGAGGGAGGAACAGAGACAGGACGAGCACUUUCCUAUCCUUUGUCAGGCCCCCCUAAUACAUUUGCUUUUAAAAUCCAAGAUAAGAAGGGCAGGAUGCAUAGGUUUACUUGCGAGACACAUAGUUUGGCAGAUCUUAUAGCUGCGAUCAUUCAGAGGGUGGGGGAUGACAUUGACCCCCACAAACUACCUCAGAUUCUGUAUGAAGAUGAAGACCAGGAUAAAGUUGUACUAGCAUCGGAUAGUGAUCUUGCAACUGCCAUGGACCAUGCAAGGUCAGCUGGUUGGAAGGGCUUGAGAUUGCAUUUAGACUAUUCAGGAAAACGUGGUCGUGGGAGAGCUUACGGUUCGGGAGCUAUGGACUUUGCUGAAACACAUGCAGACGCAUGGGCUUCUGCAUACAGUGCUGUCGCAGCUGGAGCAGCACUUGUUGCUGGGUUAGGAGUAAUGACAUAUAUGAAGAGGUCCUAAAUAUUGUGAAACAUGUUAAUUCUAUAAAUGAGUUUUCAAAUUUUAGCAUGUCUGAUUUGAUCCUAGACUAGAGGGCCAAAAUGGAAUUGGUUGUGAGGGCAUGACUUGUGCUUGAUACCUGUUCUCGUAGAACCGUAUACAUAAUACAUGAGGAAAAUCAUUUUUUGUGUA
Messenger RNA from Quercus robur (English oak), 2156 nucleotides. Its product is annotated as CBS domain-containing protein CBSCBSPB5-like. Gene Ontology annotation, molecular function: protein binding. Lineage: Eukaryota; Viridiplantae; Streptophyta; Magnoliopsida; Fagales; Fagaceae. The transcript has 15 exons. The coding region runs from base 327 to 1985 and encodes 552 amino acids. The record is from RefSeq and is a predicted model, not a curated record.